CCUAAAAUUCGAAUUUCCCUCCGGACGCCAAUCCAUUUCCCACUAUUCACCGAUGGAAAAUUGAGCAAUUUUUGUGCCCAAAUGCUGUUUUUUGUUUGCGAUUAAUCGACCCAUUUCCUCCUUUUCUUCAAAUCUUCUGUUUGUUAUUCAGUUCUAAUUCCCCAAUGCAGAUUUCUCUUCGUUUGUUUCGUAAUCUAUGAUUUUCCCUUCGUUUUCUGUUCUAUUUUUCCCCAAUCGAGGCGUAUUCGAUCCUCCCCUGUUUGUGUUCUCUAUAUUUUCAAGGACCCAUUUUACCUCCAUCGCUAUUUAGCUUUUUCGUUUUGCCUGAUGGGAACAAGACUCGUUGUAUUGAGCGCUAACGCGGUUUGUACGUAUUUCGCUCCCUUGUUUGUUAAUAUGCAAUGCAGAGAAGAAUCUCGGAGAUAAAUUGUACUUCUCUUGGGAUUAAUCUGUCGGGAAAUUAUUUGGAGAGUAAAGCUUGAGGGUUUGCAGUUUGCUUCUAAAUAUGAGUUCGAAUCCAUUUUGGCGCGAGAUGUCAAUCAAGUUGCACUAUGCUGAUACAAAGGGUGGUUCAGGUACCCAGAAAAGGCUGAAGGAUCUCACAUCUCAGUCUGCCAAUAAGUUCUGCGCAGAUUGUGGAUCUCCAGAUCCGAAAUGGGUAUCUUUGAGUUUUGGGGCAUUUAUAUGCAUCAAGUGUUCUGGAGUACACCGAAGCCUUGGAGUGCACAUAUCUAAGGUUCUUUCAGUGAAGUUAGAUGAUUGGACAGAUGAGCAAGUUGAUGCUUUGUCGAGUAUAGGUGGAAAUACUGCCGUAAACAGAAAGUUAGAAGUUUGCAUCCCAGAUGGUAAUAAAAAACCACAACCAGACUCUUCUAUAGAGGAGCGCUUUGACUUUAUAAGGAAAAAAUAUGAGCUGCUACAGUUCUCAAAUCUUGAUGACCAGUUUUUCUGUCCUUUUCCACCAGUGCAGAAGAGAUCUACAUCAUUAUCGCUUACCUGUUCUACUGAUAAUGGAAACCAAGAAAAGAGGAAUUUUGAGAAACAACCAACAAAAACUCGAAUUGGAAAUGCAAUCCGGAACACCUGGGUAAGAAAGGAUUCUGAACAUAGGACCUGCAAGAAGGCUCCAUUGGUGUUAAGCAGCUCAAUGGCAGGUAUGAUUGAAUUUGUUGGUUUAAUUAAGGUCAACGUGGUUAGAGGAACCAAUUUAGCUAUCAGGGAUGUCGUGACGAGCGAUCCGUAUGUAAUUCUAUCAUUGGGUCAACAAUCAGUUAAGACACGUGUCAUAAAGAGCAGUUUAAAUCCAGUGUGGAAUGAGAGCCUAAUGUUGUCAAUUCCAGAACACAUUCCUCCACUAAAAGUGCUUGUGUACGACAAAGAUACGUUUUCAACCGAUGACUUCAUGGGUGAAGCGGAAAUUGAUAUCAAUCCACUGCUCACCGCCGCCCGAGCAUGUGAGAGGUCCGUAGUCAAAGAACCAAUGCAGCUAGGCAAAUGGGUUGCAAGCAAGGAUAACACCCUUGCAAAGGAUGGCAUCAUCAGCCUCGUAGAUGGGAAGAUUCGUCAAGACAUCUCAUUGAAGCUGGAGAACGUCGAGAGGGGUGUGCUCGAGAUGGAACUUGAAUGUGUUCCUCUUAGUCAGUAGCUGAACCGUCCCCCCCAUUCCAAUACCAAAUCAACUGAGCCUUUCAAAUCACGUAUUAGGAAGGAAACCAUAGAUAGAGUUUCUUUUUAGAGAUUACUGCAAAUCAUUCUCUGGAAAUGGAGACAGAUUACUCUUAGGAAUAUCAUAUCAAUGGAAGAAAUAGCUGUGUUUGAAGGAUCCUGAGGAUUCUUGUGUUCACAGUUGCAAGUUUGGCAGAGUUGAAGCAUUUUUGAAACAAUAUCUUUAGCAUAAGUAACAUUAUUGACCCCUUUAAUGUUUCUGUAAACUAUAUGGAGUUGAGGAACAUUCUGCAGUUUGUUUAUAUGAUGAUGGAGAGGAGAAAGAACUUGGCCUGUAUUGUACUUUGGAAAAAAGUGAAAUCAAUUUGU
This is a messenger RNA of Momordica charantia (bitter melon), 2034 nucleotides long. Its product is annotated as Calcium-dependent ARF-type GTPase activating protein family. The record is from RefSeq and is a predicted model, not a curated record. NCBI's taxonomy places the organism in Eukaryota, Viridiplantae, Streptophyta, Magnoliopsida, Cucurbitales, Cucurbitaceae. Gene Ontology annotation, molecular function: phospholipid binding; GTPase activator activity.